AAGACGGCAUGACCUAUGGCCAGAGGUGCCAUCAAACACGAAUGUUUCGCUAGCGGCUCAGGGCGCAAAGCAGAGCCUCGCCCAGAUUGGGCCUUGUCGGGAGGGGACGUGGCUGGUGGCCGAGUCACCAGUAGGAGGCGGCCUGGUUUCAGGCCUCAGAAGGGACACGUGGGAGGAGGCAGGUCUGAGAUGCCUCUGGUUUCCUGGCCCCUUUCAGCCCCAGUGCCCUUGAGCAAGUCCUUCCUCUUCCCCCUCUGCCCUCCUGUUCCUUCAUCUGUGAAAUGGGGACAGCUUUUCUCGAGGGCUCGGAUGGCGAAAGACAGCGAUGAUGAGGAGGAGGUGGUCCAUGUGGACCGGGACCACUUCAUGGAUGAGUUCUUUGAACAGGUGGAAGAGAUCCGGGGCUGCAUUGAGAAGCUGUCGGAGGAUGUGGAGCAAGUGAAAAAACAGCAUAGUGCCAUCCUGGCCGCCCCCAACCCAGAUGAAAAGACCAAACAGGAGCUGGAGGACCUCACUGCAGACAUCAAGAAGACGGCCAAUAAGGUUCGAUCCAAGUUGAAAGCGAUCGAGCAAAGCAUCGAACAGGAAGAGGGGCUGAAUCGUUCCUCCGCCGACCUGCGCAUCCGCAAGACCCAGCACUCCACACUCUCCCGGAAGUUCGUGGAAGUAAUGACUGAAUAUAACGCGACCCAGUCCAAGUACCGGGACCGCUGCAAGGACCGGAUCCAGCGGCAGCUGGAGAUCACUGGAAGGACCACAACCAAUGAAGAACUGGAGGACAUGCUGGAGAGCGGGAAGCUGGCCAUCUUCACGGAUGAUAUCAAAAUGGACUCGCAGAUGACGAAGCAGGCCCUGAAUGAAAUCGAGACGAGGCACAACGAGAUCAUCAAGCUGGAAACCAGCAUCCGCGAGCUGCACGACAUGUUCGUGGACAUGGCCAUGCUCGUGGAGAGCCAGGGCGAGAUGAUCGACCGCAUUGAGUACAACGUGGAGCAUUCCGUGGACUACGUGGAGCGAGCCGUGUCCGACACCAAGAAAGCUGUGAAAUAUCAGAGCAAGGCCCGGAGGAAGAAAAUCAUGAUCAUCAUUUGUUGUGUGGUGCUGGGGGUGGUCUUGGCGUCGUCCAUCGGGGGGACGCUGGGCUUGUAGGCCCCCCACCCCUCCCCCUCCCAGGCCCUCCCCCACCACAUCGGGAGCAAUACCCCCCCCCCGACCCCUUCACUCCAUCCCCUGCUCCAGGCUCACCCCCGAGACAGACCCAGGCAGCCCCCCCUUUCCCUCGGUCAGACCCUGGAGUCCCUGGACCUCCCCCCCCAUGGACCACCCCGCCCCCGCACGAAGAUAGCAGCAGGCGUAAUUACACAUGCACACCAACAAGCAUGCCGCCAGCACAUGCUCGAGACGUGUGGACACCCCAGCGUGUGUGUGUGUGUGUGUGUGUGUGUGUGUGUGUACACGUGUGUAGAAGCACCAAAUCACCCUCCUUGCCCCUCACCUCGUCUGUGUGUUGUCUGAGCUUUGCCCCCUUCGCCUGGCUUGUUGUGUGGACUGUGACCAGGUGUGACACCGCAGCCCACCAAGCCUUGCUCUGUCUUCUCUGAAUAGGCGGGUGUGUGUGUGUGUGUGUGUGUGUGUCUCUGUUUGUGUGGCCAUGGAUCCAUGGACACACAGUUUGUGUAUGUGGAAUUUUGUAUUCAAACGUGUGACUCCAGUGCCGCAGCACCUCCUCUCCCAUGUCGGCUCCAGAUGUGGCAGUUUGUGAGUGUACAGAUGCUCACACUCACAUUCCCAGAGGCCGCAGGUGGGCCCAAAUACACACGGGCCACGGCAGACACCCCAGAGUGACGUAAAGCAAACCCUCCUGGCUGAGUCACCACCCCCGGUCCAGGGCUGGCAUGCGUCCUGGGGAGCGUGUGAGUGUGCACGCGUGUGGAAUCCAACCAAGGCGAGUGGAAGCACACACAUGUAAAUCACCUAGCUUAGUCUCUAUGUCUGUGUGCAUUUCCCCCAGCAGGUGAUGUGAAAGACGUGUGUGUGUGUGUGUGUGUGUGUGUAUGUGUGUGUGUAGAGGGUUUCUACAUAGUGAGCUUCUGCCCCCUGUGUUAUACGGACACACAUCUAAAAGGACGUGUGCCCCAUCCGGGCUUGUUCAUCUGGAUUAUUUGCCCCUCCCUCUCUCCCCAGACCUGCUGACCACUAUCUGGUGUGGCCACACCCUGCUGCAUCCACUUUGUGCAACUGGGGCUUCCUGCCCUGUGUGGUUGGCGCCCCUGUGCACACAGGCCAGAGGCAUUUCUGUGUCUGUCUCUUCGGGAGGACAGGCCUCCGCGUGUGGAAGCUGGGACACUUCAGUGCGCUCUCCCUGCCACGGCGGAUGCGACCACACCCAGGCACACGCCUGCACACACGCACGGCACAUGCUGACACGGGCGUGGCGUGGCAUGACACCUGUACUGGCCUGCACUCGAGUGUCUCCUAGGAGGGCUUUUUUGGAGACGUCACUAUAAGGGGAAUGUCAAGGGCUGCCCCAGGCGGACUGGGGAUGAGUGCGUUCUUGAGUACUAACCUCAGUGCUGAGGGGGCCGUCAUGGUCCCCGCUGCCCCGAGGAUGCUCUGGACUUUGCCUCAGGGACCUUGGGUUUCAGGAAUUGUUUCUUUUAGACAUUCGGGAGCGGGCCAAGCGCUGGGGCCUGUGCCCUGGACACAUCUGCUGAAAUGUCAGCAACAGCUGUUCCUCCGCAGGGUGAGACUGAGGGUAGGACCCAGGCCUGGGUGUCUGAGGCUGAGGAAGGGGCCAGCUCCUCCCCUGCCGCGUAGACAACACACCCAUGGGUGGGUUCGUGCGUUUGGUGGCAGGUGGGAGGUCCGUGGGCAAAGGACAGUGUCUAGAAGCCUCCCACACCAUUGGCCCAGGAACGUGGACCCACAGGAUGGAACACCCACGUACAAGAAUGCGUCCUGCCCUGGGUGCGGUGUAUGUGUGCACUGGGGGGAGGGCUCGGCUGUGUGUGCAGAUCGUUUUCUGCAGUCGCUCUAUACGUGAAGUGUGUGUGUGUGCGCGCGCGUGUGUGUGUGAGCCUGAGAGGAAGAGAGAGACAAUUCAGGUGUGACCUUUUGGAACGUAAUACCCUACCCUACCCCCCCCACCUCCCACCCCCGCCAGCUCAGAGAGGCAACCUCUUCCCUACCUGGCUGGGCCCUGCCUGUGUGUGGCCAGUGUAUUUACAGAAUCCCCGAGGCGGGCUGUCCUGAGGAGGGAAGCUCACGCUAGGUUUGCCCCUGUGUCUGAGGGCAGCCCUCCCACUCCCACUCGGGCUUCUUUGGGGUUGUCAGAGCAGGUCCCAGCACCCCCAAAUCCUGCCCUCUUUCCUUCCUGCCACCCAGCCAGGACACCCUUUCAGCCCAGGUGUUUCUGGAAUUCCCACAGCCUUGGGGCCACAAGGAGAAGGGCGGAGCCCUGGCUGGAAGGAUGCUGCUGCUGCCUCCUUGAGGGGUAGCAGGCCUGUAGCUGCCCAUCUCUGGGCCUCAGUUGGACCAGAGGAUUCCCCGAGAGUCUGCUCUACCCCAGCUUUUCCAAGUCCCGCACAUCACAGGGUGUGUUUGCUUGUCAGCUGUCGUGUCUGUAUGUGCCCUGGCAUGUCGUCUGGGGGCUGGUGUCUUCCGCAUGUUCUCAGACAAGGGUGUGCUGCCCGCCUGCCACGCGCCUACCACCGUCACGCCCCUGUGUGCCCCGUGGGUGGUCCUGGGCCUGGCCAGGGCUCGCUGCUUCCCCUCCCCUCUUCUCCGGAGCCCUGCCUCUCACGAAGCACACUGCGUGUCCAUCCCAUGUGCCUGUGGGUUGAUGCACGCUCUUGCCACGCCUUGAGCGUGCCUACAUGAUGUGUUCUAUGCAUUCACCCUACCCCACCCCCAGCCUGCCCCGCAGAGGACAAGAUGGGUGGCCCCCGGCUCCUUCCUCCCCCACCCGCCCCCCUGCCUGCUGUGCAGCCGUGUGCGUUGGCGUGUGUUUCUGUGUCGCUGGCGUGUCACGUGAUGUAGCCGUGUUUGCUGACAUGAGCCCCUGCCCCUUCUGUUUCUCCGUUGGUUUCUAGAGCUCUUUCCCUCUCCUCCUCGGAGGGGACAGGACUCCUGGGGCCUGGCUGGGGGCCCAGAGCCAGGCCACUCUCUCCUGUUAGCCCUCAGAGUCCCAUUUCUCUCUAUUGGUGACCAAGUUGCAAAUGGAUAAAACACAGGAAAAUUCUGCCCCCGCCCCAGCCCUGCAUGUCCUGUCUCCAGAGCCCCCCACCCCCACCCCGGGCCGGGUCGGGCCCCGUGGGACGGGAGAAAUAGCAACCAAUCCAACAGCGGG
Messenger RNA from Phacochoerus africanus (Common warthog), 4348 nucleotides. It is a transcript of the gene STX1B, whose product is annotated as syntaxin 1B. NCBI's taxonomy places the organism in Eukaryota, Metazoa, Chordata, Mammalia, Artiodactyla, Suidae. Gene Ontology annotation, molecular function: SNARE binding; SNAP receptor activity. Gene Ontology annotation, cellular component: SNARE complex; endomembrane system; plasma membrane. The transcript has 10 exons. The record is from RefSeq and is a predicted model, not a curated record. Gene Ontology annotation, biological process: exocytic insertion of neurotransmitter receptor to postsynaptic membrane; intracellular protein transport; vesicle fusion. Bases 16 to 1149 code for a protein of 377 amino acids.